GAGAGCGGCCAUUUGCAGUCUGUUUUGGCGUCGCGGGUGUGAAGGAACGCGCUUCGUUUUUACACUUAGUUUUAGGUUUAGAGCGUUCGACUUAAUGCCGGUGUCGUCCAAUUUAAGUUAGACACAGCAUUAAGCAACGGCAUUUGUAUAUUUGUAAACGUUUAAAAAACGUACACAUAAAUAUUAAGGCUUAAGAUGGGUCGCAGCCGCAGUCCCGCUUCGCCUGCACACAGACGAAGGGAAAAGGAGCGCACAGAACGCAAAAAGCGCCGAGAAAGACGCUCAAGAGAAAGAGAAGCUAUUGGGAUUGGCACCAGCAGCAGUCGCCGCGAGCGGGAACGUGAUCGUGAGCGCGAAAGAAGCCGCAGCCGUGAUAGGGAACGUGAGCGGGAGCGUGACCGUGCGAGAGGAAGGCGUUCGAGAUCCCGUUCACGUCGUGCAGGUAGCAGCUCAGGCCCUUCGACAUCCAGACGCGCCACACGGAACAAUUCAGCGAAUGCAGCUGCAGAGCGUCCAAAGAUCAAUGAAGCAGAUCUGGAGGGUAAAUCGCCGGAAGAGGUUGAGAUGCUGAAGACAAUGGGCUUCUGCACCUUUGACACCACCAAGAACAAGAAAGUCGAGGGCAACGAUGUUGGUGAAGUGCAUGUAAUCCUCAAGCGCAAGUAUCGCCAGUAUAUGAACCGUAAGGGUGGCUUCAAUCGACCGCUCGACUUUGUCGCAUAGCCUGCGGCAACUAGUUUUUUAAAUAUUACUGCUACAUUUUUUCACGUCCCUUGCGACUUCAAGGCGACGGACCUGCAAUUUUAUGCAAUAGACCGGUUUACAAAAUUCCUCAAAUUUGCCACACAAAAUUUCCACAAUCAUCACUCAACACAUACAAAUACCUCAUAUAUAACUAGCCAGUUAUUUAGUAGUUUAAGUCAAUUGCGUUGUUUUAAAGUUAGCUUUUGCGCGCCUUUAAAGCAAAGGAAGAGUUAAUUUUACAACGAUGGCAACGCCACUAACCCUCCCACAAUUGUAACUGAAAGCUUAAUUCAAAAAAUGUACAAAAUUGCUAUCGAUAGCUCACGUAAAACGAUGGGUGGCAGCACUGGUUGCUUGCUGUCGCAAUUUUUUCAUGGUUUUGAUUACUUGAAUCAUAUAUUUUUUGUCCGUUUCUUUGCUUUCAGUUGCAUUUGCAAAAUGUUUAAUGCACACGAUUAAUGCUUUUUAAAUAUUUAAAGUAAUUACGAAUGUUUUUUGCUGUCAGAAAACUAAUUACACUCAAUAUGCUUACAUACAUUGCAUAUCAGUGUAAGCAUUUGGCGUUUGUUAAAAUCACGAAAGAAAAGAAACACGAAUUAACUGAAAAUCCAAAAUUGAUCACACAUACACAAUUACUUAAAGUAUUUGAAAACAUGAACACAUACACACAAAAUAUUCCCUACCCCGAUGAUCCUUUUCCCACAAACUUCCUCCAUACGCUGCAAUAGUACAAUUUUUACAACCAAACAAAUAUAUAUCAAAUAUAUAUUUUAUAUAUAGAAAUUUAUUUAUACACACACACACACACACCAAGUACCUACAAACCCCUCAAAGUCCCUACCGUUAAAUCGCAUCGAAUCUACAAUAGCCAUAGCCAUUUGUUGAAUCUGUUAUUUGUUUAACAAUCAAAAUGUUUUCAUUUUGUUUCUCUUUAAUAUAUUUAACAAACCAACAACAGUUAAUUCAUUGAUCACAAGUGCCAAGUGAAAAAAAAAACUGAAAAAACCAACAACAAAGCAGGCAGAUUAAACAAGUUUACGUUUAAGUGCAGGCGCAAAUGAAAUAAAUACAU
Messenger RNA from Drosophila navojoa, 1816 nucleotides. It is a transcript of the gene ytr, whose product is annotated as U4/U6.U5 small nuclear ribonucleoprotein 27 kDa protein yantar. Lineage: Eukaryota; Metazoa; Arthropoda; Insecta; Diptera; Drosophilidae. The record is from RefSeq and is a predicted model, not a curated record. Gene Ontology annotation, biological process: RNA splicing. Gene Ontology annotation, cellular component: precatalytic spliceosome.